AUGGCAGACGCAGAAGUUCAGUGUACCGGCCCCGCCGACAACUACCAUGGCUCCGUCGGUCUGCGCGUCGGCGCCAUCUUCAUCAUUUGGGCCUCGUCCACGGUCGUGACCCUCUUCCCUGUCCUGACACGUCGUGUGCCACGUCUCGCGAUCCACCGCGAAGUCUUCGACUUUGCCAAAUACUUUGGCUCCGGUGUCAUCAUCGCAACUGCCUUUAUCCACCUCCUCGCAGCUGCUGCGAGUGACGAGGAACUCGGUUCGACAUGCCUCAACAGCAACUUCCAGAAUUACCCCUUCGCCUUUGCUUUUGCCAUGAUCGCCCUGUUCGCCGUCUUUGUAGUCGAAGUCCUGGCUUUCCGCGUUGGUAGCGACUACGCCCAGAAGCUCGCCUACGACCCUCACGCUGGCGGCCACCACCAUGCCAUGGAGCACGGCGGCAACCCCAACCACACAAGCGAACAGCCCUCUAACAGCGUAGUCAAGUCGGUUUCGUCUGAUGAUAUCGAAAACCCUGCUGCAAUCCAAGCUGGCGGCUCGGCUGCCGAGGGCAAGAUCGUCGCCGAUUCGGAUUCCGCUGCCACUACUCUCGCCCUUUCUACACAAGCAUCCGAGAUCCUCGGUGUCAUGAUCCUCGAGUUCGGCGUCGUGUUCCACUCGGUCAUCAUCGGCAUCACGCUCGGCACCACCGCAGACUUCACCGUCCUCUUCAUUGUCAUCAUCUUCCACCAGAUGUUCGAGGGUCUCGGUCUCGGUUCCCGUCUCGCUUUCCUUCCUCUCGCCAUGAAUUCCUGGAUCCCGACAGUCGGUGCUGUCAUCUACGGCCUUGUCACUCCCAUCGGUCUCGCUAUCGGUCUUGGCCUACGUCACUCGUACAACGGCGACUCGACCACGGCUGCCUACGUCACGGGUAUCUUUGACUCGGUCUCGGCUGGUAUUUUGCUGUACACCGGUACCGUUGAGCUGCUUGCGCACGAGUUCAUCUUCAGCGACAAGAUGCGCACUGCUCCUCUCAAGAAGGUCAUCAUCAGCAUUGUCGAAAUGCUUAUCGGCGCUGGUAUCAUGGCGCUGCUUGGUAAAUGGGCUUAA
Sporisorium graminicola is the source of this 1086-nucleotide messenger RNA. RefSeq lists its product as uncharacterized. NCBI's taxonomy places the organism in Eukaryota, Fungi, Basidiomycota, Ustilaginomycetes, Ustilaginales, Ustilaginaceae. Bases 1 to 1086 code for a protein of 361 amino acids. Gene Ontology annotation, biological process: zinc ion transmembrane transport. The transcript has a single exon. The record is from RefSeq and is a predicted model, not a curated record. Gene Ontology annotation, molecular function: zinc ion transmembrane transporter activity. Gene Ontology annotation, cellular component: plasma membrane.